Molecule: messenger RNA, 4176 nt
Organism: Daldinia childiae
Lineage: Eukaryota; Fungi; Ascomycota; Sordariomycetes; Xylariales; Hypoxylaceae
Product: Sorting nexin-4
Exons: 7
Coding region: 1-4176 (1391 amino acids)
Biological process (GO): autophagy; cytoplasm to vacuole targeting by the Cvt pathway
Cellular component (GO): phagophore assembly site
Molecular function (GO): phosphatidylinositol binding
Source: RefSeq, a predicted model, not a curated record
AUGGCACGUGAUGGGGGUUCGAGGCUGACGUCUGUCUGCUUUCUCGCUUCAUAUAUCUGGUUAUCAUGUUCAUUACAGAGACAUUCGUUAAUAGAUCAACCACGACUGUCCUCAUUUUUACUCUUAUUCAUCUCAGGCACGGUAGCUUUCAUAGCUAGCCUGUUUUCAAAAUGGCUUCCCGGCGCAGAUGGGAGAUUUGAUUCGGAGGCGGUUCUGAAGGGAAUGCAGUCAUCCAUGCCACACCGCCCUCGCCGUUUUUAUGUUCCUUGUAUAAUACUUCUUAUUGUCUUCCGAUUGGAGAUCGCACACCAAGCCCUAACUUAUUUCCAAUGUGCUUCUGAAGGCGUAGAGGCUUUUCUCCCUAUACUCCUAGCUGCCUAUGAGUUCUUUUUACACCGUGCGCCUACGAUUGUGUCUGAUGAGCCUGAAGAUAUGUGGGGUAACCCGUUAGACGACUUCAAGAAUUGGCUCAUAAGCUCUCCGAUCAAUGUCCUCGUUAGUACUAUCGUGUUUAGUUAUGGAGUUUUUAUGACAAGCGAUUUUACUUCAAGGUCUACAUACUUUUGUACGACCUAUGGAAAGGGAGGUACCCUCGUCCCAUUCUUGCAGUGGGUGGGCGUUUUCACCGAUGCGGUCAUUAUAGUUAUGGCAUGGAGGGUGCUUUCAUGGGCGCGGACUACAAAGGGUCGUCUCCAAACGCUUGGUGGGAUCCUGCUCAUGGCAUCUGCUGGUGUCUUGCUUCUAUGUCUAGAGACGCGGAUAUCUCAGCAUCGCGAAAUCAUUAACCACCAUCCUUUCAGGGGGAUCGGCUCCCUCUACUUUUUCGAUGUUUUUAGCACAGGACUGCUUGUCUCCACAUUCGUUAUAUCAAUGGCACUCUGGGCUUGCGAUUCUACUAUAUUAGAACCUACGGCCGUCGCGACUUUCACUUCUGGUAUAUUGGCCAGCGUUCAGAAUGUCUCGUUGAUCGGGACAUACCAGCAGACCUCAUCUAGUCAACCGGUGAUAGUGCUAUCUAUUAUCUCUGUUGGUUUUGUCGUCUUUACAUAUGCAAAUAGCAUGAGAUGGAUUGUCGUCUUCAAGCGAGUAAUACUCCUGUGUCUGCUUGCCUGUAUUAUAUUCACUUCAACGAUUUAUGCUAUAUUCAAAAAUGGGCAAUUGGAUCGCCAUCCUGUUGACGAGCUUGUUUAUAGGAGAAGAGUAGAAGCAGAUCGCUGGCUCCGACAUGCAACUGUCAGUACUACACUGAAACUUGCUGUUACAGAAUACAAAGAUCGUCAUCAGGGACGCGACCCACCACCAAACUUUGACAAGUGGUUUGAGUACGCACGGCAGCGGAAAUCGGUUAUCAUCGACAAAUUUGAUCAGAUCGAGAAAGAUCUCCAGCCCUUUUGGGGUAUGAAGCCACAAAAGAUCCAGGAGGGCUUGGAAAAGUUGUAUGGGUUACCGGAUAUUGCGAUUAUUAAAAUUGCCGAUGGCCAAGUAUCCUACAAACUGCCCCCACUGUCGCCUCACAAGGCGGUGGUAGAAUAUGCGGCAUCGAUGAUUUCAACAUUUGUUGAACACCUCCCUCCUAUGUCUAUUGCUAUUAAUCUAAACGAGCGACCAAGAAUCCUGGUUCCUUGGGAUGAUGUCCAUAGAUUAACUAUGGCGGGAAGUAGGGAGCGGUUUCAGCUUCUUCAUCGUAUACAUAAACGUGAGGGAAAGGAGCCAAAUUUGGCAAGGGAUGGUCGUAUCGAUACGGCCAAGGUUGUUCUCGAGCCGGAUACCCAAACAUACGUAUCUCCAACGAAGUUUCGACAACUCGAAGCCUUGGCCUGCCCGCCUGGUUCUGCCGCACGCGGAGGAGUACACUGGGACGUGAGAGAUUUCUGUCCUUCGUGUGUGAAACCUCACUCCCAGGGCCAAUUCUUGGAAGACUGGGAGAUGUUUCUCGACCCGUGUCAUCAGCCGGACAUAUUCAACCUCCACGACUUUCACACGACGCCUCAUCUCUAUGACUUGCAGCAAGACCUUUUGCCAGUCUUUAGUAGAUCAAAGACGGAUAGUUUCAACGAUAUUCUGUUCCCGCUUAUAAGCCCUUACUUACGGGGUCCAGACGAUGUAGCGUUUGAAAAGAAGAAGGAUAUCGUCUUCUGGCAAGGGGACGCCAGCGAUUCGCGAGUCAUAACGCACUCUUCGCUUUUCGGCGGACACCGGCAUCGAUUAGUCCAUCUUGCAAAUAACGCCAGUGCUGAUGAUGUGAUAUCUGUACUUCUCGGCGACAAAGUCGAUGGGAAGGACAAAUUUAAAUACGAAAAGACGUUACUAGAAGAGGCAAAUGGUCCUCUACCUUUUCAGUUCUCUUUUACAGAUGACGGGACUUGUACGGAUGCAAAACAUUGCCAGCUUCUGCGAGCUGAAUUUGGCUUCAAGGAGCCGGUUAAGGCAUUUGAUAACCGAUAUAUCAUGGUACUUGACAACGCGGACGGGCCAUCUGAUCAUCUACUUUGGAUUCUUCGGUCCAAUAGCGUACCAGUGUUGUCAACUAUCUUCCGCGAGUGGUAUACAGAGCGGUUACUGCCGUGGGUACAUUUCGUGCCUGUUGAUCUACGCUACCACGGUCUACAUAGCACAUUGGCAUAUUUCAUCGGUCUUAAGAAUCGAGGGCCGAUUAAUGGGAAAUCUCGGCUUACCCAGGGCCGGUUGGAAGACGCGCGCUGGAUCGCGGAGGAGGGGCGCUGUGGUGAAGACCGGACUGAGACCCCAUUGACGAUGGCGGUUAUCGACGAAGACACAUUUUCCAAUAUUCCAUGGAACAGCAGUAACAAUGAGAGCGGAAUGCUUGGUUCCAGCUCGUCUACACCUACUAUAGAAGCAGAACCCCCCAGCGCUCAAGCCCAACAUCAUGGUGCCGACCUGGAGCGCCUGGAUCCCGGCUUGUCCGGCGACAUUCUUGAGUGUAUCGUAUCCGAGCCUCGUAAGGAGCAAGACGGUACUAAAGAUGCAUUCGUAUCAUAUUUAAUUACUACUCAUUCAACAUUCCCCUCCUUUCAAAAAUCAACAUUCACCUCCCGCCGUCGCUUUACCGAUUUCGUCUUCCUCUACAAGACCCUAUCUAAAGACUACCCAGCAUGCGCGGUACCACCGCUGCCAGAUAAGCAACGCAUGGAGUACGUGCGAGGCGAUCGCUUCGGCUCAGACUUCACCAACCGACGAGGCUUCUCCCUACAACGUUUCCUCGCGCGCAUUACCCUGCACCCCAUUCUCCGCCGAGCGCCUAUCUUCCAUACCUUCCUCGAGUCCCCCGACUGGAAUGCGACUAUGAAGUCCCGUGCCUCUAGGACUAGCACGACUUCCGACCAGGGGAGCGGCGGCGUUUUUGACAACUUUGCCGACACCUUCAUCAACGCCUUUACCAAGGUUCACAAGCACGACAAGCGGUUCGUCGAAGUUCGCGAGAAGAGCGACAAGCUGGAUGAAGAUUUAGGGCACGUGGAAAAGGUCGUGGCGCGGGUCGCCCGACGGGAAGUAGACCUCGAGACGGAUCUGCGGGAUCUUACAGAGCAAUUCCAAAAGCUGAUCACUCUAGAACCGGGGGUCGAGAGUGCGGUACACGGAUUUGCAGCUAGUGUGGAGGACACGGCGACAGGGCUGAAAAAGCUGCGCGAGCACACGGACCAGGACUAUCUAGGCAGUCUGCGAGACAUGCAAGCGUACAGCCUCGCGCUGAAGAACCUGCUCAAGGCGCGCGAGCAGAAACAACUCGACCACGAGCAACUCACCGAGUACCUAAAUAAAUCAACAGCGGACCGCGAUUCGUUAGCUUCGGGGUAUGGGUACGGGAGCGCGGGAGCGCUAGGCGGCGCCGGGGGCUUCAUCCGGUCUAAGAUCGAGGACGUGCGGGGUGUAGACCACGAGGCUAGCCGGCGCGAACGCCUGCGCAAGCUUGAGAUGCGUAUCGACGAACUGACAACGGAAGCCGAGCGCGCGAAGAAGACAAGUCAAGCUUUUGACGAGGAGGUUGUGAAAGAGGUUGUUGAUUUCGAGCGCAUCAAGCGCGUCGAGCUGAAACGUCAGCUAGGUGGCCUGGCGGAUUCGCAUGUCGAGUUUUAUGGUAGCGUGGUGGAUGUCUGGGAGCAGUAUGUGCGGGAUAUGGAGAAGGAGGGGUUGAGCUCGUCGGCGUAUACGGGGUGA